AUGUUUCAGAAUAGGCAAACACCAGAAGCAUUAAAACAAGCUUUCAAUAAAAUAAAAAUAUCUAAUAUAAUAGAGGCUGGCCUUAGAAAGUUGUCUCUAGAAAAAAUGUGGGAAACACUUUCUGAGUCAUUGAAG
Messenger RNA from Racocetra fulgida, 135 nucleotides. NCBI's taxonomy places the organism in Eukaryota, Fungi, Glomeromycota, Glomeromycetes, Diversisporales, Gigasporaceae. The record is from the annotation of a GenBank genome assembly.